This is a messenger RNA of Monopterus albus (swamp eel), 2539 nucleotides long. Its product is annotated as growth hormone-regulated TBC protein 1-A-like. Lineage: Eukaryota; Metazoa; Chordata; Actinopteri; Synbranchiformes; Synbranchidae. The transcript is spliced from 8 exons. Bases 36 to 1070 code for a protein of 344 amino acids. Gene Ontology annotation, biological process: regulation of GTPase activity. The record is from RefSeq and is a predicted model, not a curated record. Gene Ontology annotation, molecular function: GTPase activator activity; small GTPase binding.
UAGCCUAGGUGGACUAGUGUAGCAUAUGACACGCAAUGAAUAGGGAAAUGGAAGCUACUGCCGCUCAGCUAGGCAGUGGAAGGAUUGACCCCUAUGGCUUUGAGAGACACCAUGACUUUGAACCCUACAAGGAGAUGAUGAAUGAGUAUAUAGCCGUCCUCAACAGAAGAUCCAUGAGAUGGUCCAAGCUCCUUCAAGGCAAACCUCAUGUAGAGAACAAUUUCAGAGUGAAGAGGUUUGUACGUAAAGGUGUGCCCAAUGAGCAUCGUGCCAGGAUCUGGAUGGCAGCUAGUGGUGCCCAGGAACAACUGGAGACUAAGCCGGGUUAUUACCAAUCUCUGCUGGUUAUUGAGCAUGACACCAAGCUGAAGGAAACCAUUCACACAGAUAUGCACAGGACCUUUCCAGAUAACAUCCUCUUCAAGAGCAAAACAGAGCCGGGCCUGCAGAAGGCUCUGUACAAUGUGCUGCUGGCCUAUGGACACCACAAUAAGGCAGUUGGAUACUGUCAGGGCAUGAACUUCAUUGCAGGAUACCUCAUCAUCAUCACCAAAGAUGAAGAAAAAUCUUUCUGGCUCAUGGAUGCAUUAUUAGGCAGAAUACUCCCAGACUACUACAGCCCGGCCAUGUUGGGGCUGAAGACUGACCAGGAGGUUCUUGGGGAGCUGGUGAAGACUAAAGCCCCUGCAGUGGGUCAGCUCAUGGCCCAGUAUCCUGGCAUAUGGACCCUAGUGGUGUCACGCUGGUUCAUCUGCCUCUACAUUGACAUACUCCCAAUUGAGACAGUUCUGCGGAUCUGGGAUUGUCUUUUCUACGAAGGCUCCAAGGUUCUUUUUCGUGUUGCUCUGACGCUCAUCAUCCACCACCAGCCGGAGAUCCUCAGAGCUCGGUCUUUGCCCGACGUGUGCCAGUGCUUCAAAGACAUCACCAGUGGAUCUUUCACUCUGGACUGCCACACCUUCAUGCAGAAAAUCUUUGAGGAACCUGGAAGUCUCUCUAAGGCAACUAUUGAGAAGCUGAGAGAGAAAUGCAGACGACAAAUAAUGGAGGAAGAAUCUGGACAUCCAUGAGGAUUUGGAUUGUUUUUUCCAUUUACUCUCAGGAACUUUGUCCUAUUAUUAAAUUAACAUGCUGGUGGCUUUAUAUAAGUUGGUAUAUUAACUCUAAUCCUGCACAUAUGAAGGACAUGCUGAAGCUUCUUUACUGAUGUCAAAAAUGUUUAACUGUCAUUUGGCAAUGUCCCAUCUUGUUCCAAAUAUUUUUGCUACUUCAAGAUCACCAUACUUGGUGCUUUAACACUUUUUAAAUCUGCCAUAGGACUGAUGGGAUUUGUGAUCAACCACAACUGGACAAAAAACAAAACAAAAAAAAACCUACUGUUUUCUGAGCUCAGACAAAUGCUUGCUGAUCUCCGUUGUCCUAGUUAGAAACAAUUUACAAGUGAGAACUGGAGACCUGUUGAUAUGGAAGGUAAUUUUCAUUCCUUUCUUCACUAAAAUCACCUCAGGGCUGCAGGGGCAGGUUCAGAACCCAGCCCCUGCAGACCUAUGACACUACAGUGGGUUUAUACUCACAUCUAAAGUGCUGGUUCUUGUUAGUAAACUGUACCUGAUAACAUGGUUCAUUCAGUUUGAUUAACUAAUGCUAAACUAAACUGUUUAAUAUGAAAUAAACUAUGGACAAAUGACAGGCUGUCUUUGUGGAUGUUAGCAUCUUCUUUGUGUUACUUCACAAAUUAGUAUAAACUGCUUGGGCUUGGCAACAAGCCAGUGCCACCCCAGAAAUCAAGAGCAUAGACUGAUGUAAAACAUUUCCUGGUUUUAUUCAAGAUACUUAGCAAACAUGCUGCAUGUAACAGGCCCAUUCUGUCAUACACAUUUGACAGCCUUCCUCUGCCCUGCAUUUAAAGUCAGAUACACUGUUGAAGAGGAAAGAAAAAGGGAAAUUCUUACCCAUUAAAAGUUUUAAUUUAGUCUUUGAUACAUGAGGGGAUAAUGCAUUUCCAAAGCUCUCCAAUUACUAAUCAAAACUAGUUUGAAAGCAGAGGAACUCAAGGAGUGAAAUGGCCUCAUCUGUUCACCUUUAGAAAAGUCCAGUAAUUCAAAUUUUUUUUGGGGGGGGAAUCUGUACUCUUACAUGAAACAAUGCAUAUUAGUGGCAAUAACAGUACAUGAAGGCUAUUUGACAUCUCUUAUAACACACAGGGUCAUUAGCUUUACUUGAAUCUCAUGUACAUGUUACAGCUGAAAGACACUGAUGAACAUGGACCAUUAGUCACUAGAUGGGACCGUUUCAGGAUUUUAGUGCAACUUCAUUUCCUUUAGAAACCGGACUCCCAGAUGAGGAAAAAAAGUUUCUGCAGUGAUGUCCUGAGCUCCUCUUACUUUUAAGACUGUUUAAACUAAUUUUGGCAUUAAUUUUGUAAGAGCAGAAUCCAAAGGAACUACCGACAUUACAUUGGGAAAGGCACUUUGCUUUUGUGCAAAGUUAAUACAAUUUGUCUGCACAGUGAAUAUGAAGCUACAGCCAAGAGACAUUA